This is a messenger RNA of Acomys russatus (golden spiny mouse), 2362 nucleotides long. RefSeq names its product retinoic acid induced 2 (gene Rai2). Gene Ontology annotation, biological process: animal organ development. Bases 407 to 1996 code for a protein of 529 amino acids. The transcript has 2 exons. The record is from RefSeq and is a predicted model, not a curated record. Gene Ontology annotation, cellular component: nucleus. Lineage: Eukaryota; Metazoa; Chordata; Mammalia; Rodentia; Muridae.
GCUACCACUUGUGCGGCUCGCCCAGGCCAGGCUCCUGUUGGCCGGCGCCACGCACUGGCCGACCCGGCCAAGGACAGUCCGGAAGGAGGCGCCGGUGGGGCGGGAGCCCCAUAAGUGGAUUUCAGGCCGCCACCCGCGCUGGCACUGGGCACAGAGGGCAGCGCGCAGUGCGCUCCGUGCUGGGGCACCUCACCGGGUUUGUCUCGGUAUCUGCCAUUCUGUCCCAGCCUGGAAAACCGAGCGCCUUCCAGGCCCUUCGGAAGAUGGAUUCUGUUGACGUAUCUGGCGGCCUUGGCGAGCAGGGUGGAAAGUUGGGUUUUGCCAGAUCGUUCUGGGAUCCUCUUUGUGCCGCUCAGCAAGUCCCGCAUCCCGCUGGAGCAGGGCCACGUGGCACCAGAGCCAAGUGAUGGAUGACCUGCAGUCUCAGAACCUUUCCAUGGACAUGACUGACUCCCCUCCCACUUUGGCCAAUAACAGACUGGAGAAUGGCAUGGCCCAGCUGAUAACUACUGAGGCCUGGAACAUCAACUCCACUGACCUGGUAAAGAAGGCCCUUGUAACCGUGCCGGCCCCAUCCAUUCUGAACCCCCCAGCUGAGUCCCAGAGUGGCAUGGCUCUGAAGGUUGCGGCCACCGUGCUGCAGCCCCUGUGCCUUGGGGAAAGCCCGGUGGUGAUGCCCAUUCACAUGCAGGUGGAGGGAAGCUCCGCGCCAGAGCUUAACCCCAACGGCAAUGCUACCUAUGUUAUGACGACACAAGGCCCUGUGCAGCUGCCGGUGGUAUUGGAGCAGCAUGUUUUCCAGCACCUCAACUCCCCUCUGGUCCUGCCACCGGAGGCCCCCUGCUCCUCUAAUGCUAUCCACAACAACCUCUUCCAGGGGCCUGAGGACUCUGAGGCCCAGCCUCAGCUCCUGGACCUGAGGAUCCCAAGCCAGCCACAGGAGCCCACAUUGCCAUUUGAAGCUGUACUUCAGAAUUUAUUUCCUACCCAAGGAUCUCUGGGUCCUCCACCCUGCCAGCCUCCUCCUGCCUAUGCUCCAGUGCCUCCCCAGCCCUUUAACUCUCCCUUGUCCCCUCUAGUCCCACCAGCUACCCUCUUGGUGCCCUAUCCUGUGAUCGUCCCCUUGCCAGUGCCAGUGCCCAUCCCCAUCCCUGUCCCAGUGCCUCAGAGUUCGGAAUCCAAGCUGAGCCCCGGUUUCCCCAAGCCACCAUCUUCCUUCAGCCUGCACUCCUUUAAAGGCACUCAGAGCACUCUGGAAAAGGACGGACUGAAGCCCUUAGACAUCCUCCCGCCAAAGGAGUAUUUCCAGCUUAGCCGCCACACAGUCAUCAAAAUGGGGAGUGAAAAUGAGGCCCUGGAUCUCUCCAUGAAAUCAAUGCCCUGGCUCAAAGCUGGCGAAGCUAGCCCCCCGCUCUUCCAAGAGGAUGCAGCCCUAGACCUGUCUCUGGCAGCCCACCGAAAAGCUGAGGCUCCCCCAGAGACACUGUAUGACAGCAGUGGGUCAGCAGAUAGCCAGGGUCACACUGUGCUGGAGAAACUUCCCAGUGGUAUGGAAAUGUCCUUUGCCCCGGCCAAGUCUCGCGAGGCCUCGGCCAUGAUGGAUAGCCACAUCAGUGGCAACCAUGGCACAGAGAUGGUCAGCCAGCCAAGCCACCCCAGCAGUGAAAUGAAGGCUGAAAAUAACAUUGAGAUUGUGAGUGAGUCCCAGGCAGCUAAGGUCAUUGUCUCAGUUGAAGACGCCGUGCCUACCAUCUUCUGUGGCAAGAUUAAAGGCCUCUCAGGGGUGUCCACCAAAAACUUCUCCUUCAAAAGAGAAGACUCUGUGCUUCAGGGUUAUGACAUCAACAGCCAAGGAGAAGACUCCCUGGGAAAUGCUGAGCCCCAUAGGAAACCCAUCAAAAACCGGAGCAUAAAGUUAAAGAAAGUGAACUCCCAGGAAAUACACAUGCUCCCAAUUAAAAAACAACGGCUGGCCACCUUCUUCCCACGAAAGUAAAUAAGGACUUUAAAACAUUUUUAUGAUUAUGACAUGGGGAAAGGUGCACUGGUUUUUUAAAAAAGGCAUCUAAAACAAAUUAUCUUUGUUAAUUAUUUUGGGGCAUAAGUGGGAGGCAGAAAGGCAAAUUAGCUAGUAUCAUUUUCUUUUUUAAUUUUUGAAUUUUCACAAAUGAGUAAAUAAGAGCAACCUAUUUUUCAAGCAGAUUGCACAUUUUUUUGCAGCUUUAAUGGAAUAUUGGGUGAAUCAGAGGGGUAAAAGCUAUUUUCAUUGCCACAAAGUGCUUUGAUGAUGUAAUACCUAAUAAAGGGUAGGAUGAAUAUUUCACAAUAAAUGUUUGUUUGCACUAAUUAGUUGCAGUAUUCU